GCCCGUCUAGCAAAGUACAUCGCCAUCUAGUGUCGAACUUCCAACCUUGAUUAUUAGGACCAGUUACUGGCAUAUGUCCCCCAUUGGGGAUACAGCCAUAAGGAAAGGAAGGAAGGAAGGCAUACAGAUUCCAUUAUGGUUAGAGUUCAGUGUGAAUUACCGGUGAAGCAUCAAUGAAGUAGAGAAUAUUAUGAAUAUUCUGCGUGAGAUUAUUGAAUACGGAGCUGAUCCAAAAAUCAUUAUCGCUCUAGCAGCUACAAUAAGUUUCUGUAUAUAUAAAUUAAUAAGAAGUGAGCAGAAACGUGAGACUAUACUUGCUAAGGAUAUUGUCACAGUUUAUUAUUCAUUACAGGGCUCUGAAGAUGAUGAUUAUAAACUUGUUUUGGUUAUUAGAACUGACUUGAAAAUGGGCAAAGGAAAAGUUGCUGCCCAAUGUGCACAUGCUGCUGUUGCUGCAUACAAGGCAGCACAAAAGCAUCCUGCUAUAUUAAAAUCUUGGGAGGAUUGUGGUCAGGCAAAGAUAACACUUAAGGUCGACAAUGAGGCUGCAUUGCUAGAAUUAGCAAAACAUGCUAGAUCUGUUGGUCUUCUCACAAACGUUGUUCAAGAUGCAGGGCGUACACAGAUUGCAUCUGGUAGCAGAACUGUGUGCGGGAUUGGUCCAGGUCCUAUUGAGUUAAUUGAUAAAGUCACAGGACACUUAAAAUUGUUUUGAUAUUAUUAAAAAUAAAUGAUGUGAAUAUGGACAAG
Molecule: messenger RNA, 750 nt
Organism: Cephus cinctus (wheat stem sawfly)
Lineage: Eukaryota; Metazoa; Arthropoda; Insecta; Hymenoptera; Cephidae
Product: peptidyl-tRNA hydrolase 2, mitochondrial
Exons: 4
Coding region: 191-715 (174 amino acids)
Cellular component (GO): mitochondrion; cytosol
Molecular function (GO): peptidyl-tRNA hydrolase activity
Source: RefSeq, a predicted model, not a curated record